AUGAAGGCAUCCUCUAUUCUGACUCUGGCAGGUCUAUUAUCCUCAGUCAAUGCUCAUGGAUACCUGACCAUUCCCUCAAGUCGUACUAGGCUUGGAUUUGAGGCUGGCAUUGAUACCUGCCCUGAAUGUUCCAUUCUUGAACCAGUCUCUCCUUGGCCAGACCUCGAAAAGCCCCAAGUUGGCCGAAGCGGACCAUGUGGUUACAAUGCUCGAGUCAGUGUUGACUAUAACCAGCCCAGCGCUCACUGGGGCAACUCUGUGGUCGCCACAUAUACUGCAAACCAAAUCGUGGACGUGCAAUGGUGUGUCGAUGCCAAUGGCGACCACGGUGGCAUGUUUACCUACGGUCUCUGCCAGAAUCAGACUCUAGUCGACUUGUUCCUCGAUCCCAACUACCUUCCGACCAAUGCAGAGAAACAAGCUGCCGAAGAUUGUUUCCUGGAGGGUGAAUUGAAAUGUACAGACGUUUCUGGACAGACCUGUGGCUACAAUCCUGACUGCACCUCUGAUCAGCCAUGCUGGCGCAAUGACUGGUUCACCUGCAAUGCAUUCAACGCUGACAGCCGACGCGCUUGUCAGGGCGUAGAUAACGCCCCAUUAAACUCCUGCAAGACAACCAUUGCCGGUGGUUACACUGUUACGAAGAAAAUCAAGAUCCCAGACUAUGACUCGGCCCACACUCUGCUGCGGUUCCGGUGGAACUCGUUCCAGACGGGUCAAGUUUAUCUUCACUGUGCCGAUAUCGCCGUUGGGGGUACCGGGGGAGGAUCGACUUCGACUGCCAGCGCUACAACUUUGACCACGAGCAAGACUGGCACCGCCACGACCUCGACAGCAACUACUACAGCAUGUGCUACUCCUGCCACCAGCGUCUCGGUAACUUUUAGCGAGCUGGUUACCACGUCAUAUGGUCAGAAUAUCUUCGUCACCGGGUCAAUCAGCCAGUUGGGCUCUUGGUCUACCUCGUCGGCGAUCGCUCUAUCUGCAGGCUCAUACACAUCGUCUAACCCAUUGUGGACUGCCAGUAUUAGUCUACCCGCUGGUACCACCUUUGAGUACAAGUUCUUCAAGAAGGGCUCGGACGGUAGCAUUACCUGGGAAAGUGAUCCUAACCGGAGCUAUACUGUCCCAACAGGUUGCUCUGGAACUAUCGGAACUGCAAAUACAACCUGGCGGUAG
Penicillium expansum is the source of this 1179-nucleotide messenger RNA. RefSeq names its product Glycoside hydrolase, family 13. Bases 1 to 1179 code for a protein of 392 amino acids. The transcript is spliced from 2 exons. The record is from RefSeq and is a predicted model, not a curated record. Gene Ontology annotation, molecular function: starch binding. NCBI's taxonomy places the organism in Eukaryota, Fungi, Ascomycota, Eurotiomycetes, Eurotiales, Aspergillaceae.